Molecule: messenger RNA, 1137 nt
Organism: Ruditapes philippinarum (Manila clam)
Lineage: Eukaryota; Metazoa; Mollusca; Bivalvia; Venerida; Veneridae
Product: octopamine receptor beta-2R-like
Exons: 1
Coding region: 3-953 (316 amino acids)
Biological process (GO): adenylate cyclase-activating adrenergic receptor signaling pathway
Cellular component (GO): membrane
Molecular function (GO): G protein-coupled receptor activity
Source: RefSeq, a predicted model, not a curated record
ACAUGUAUAAUAGGAGUAAUAGUACAUGUGAAAACGUAAACUUCGUUGAACAUAAAAAUGCUACAAAAUGGAGUGUACUGUUUGUUGGUGUAAUAAUUGUAAUGUUUACAGUGAUCUUUAACAUAACUGUAAUUGUUAAGAUAAACCGGAAACGGAAGUUGAAGACAUUUGCGCGAUUUUUCCUGACAUCGUUAGCUUCGGUUGACCUUUGUGUAGGGGUCACAAUAAUGCCGGUGAAUAUAGUUAAUGAACUGUACGGUUUGAAACAGACUGCUGGGAUGCUCUUUUGCGACAUCUUGAACACUUUGGAUUACAUGCUGAGCACAGCUUCAAUAUUUUUUCUCACAAUACUAACAUUUGAUAGGUACAUUGCUCUCUGUAAACCAUUCGAAUAUCACAGACUCUGUAACAAAAGGAUGAUUGUCAUUAUUACAUUUUCUACAUGGUUAUUUAUUAUUGCAAUAGCAUUCGGAAUUAUCCCGACCGGAAUGGUGUACUACGGGGUACCGGAAGAUAUCCUGUUCUGUGUUCUAAAAGAAGAAAAGGCCUGCGUUUUUCUCAUGAGCAAAUAUUUCGCGGUUUUAUCCUCAACAAUUUCUAUUCUUGUGCCAGUUAUAACUAUUACUUACCUAAACGUACAACUUGCAUGUCAUAUACGUCGACAAAGCAAUAUCAGCGCCAAGAUAGGUUUUAACGGCAGUACUGCCACAUUUAUAGACCACAGACACACUUCGCAGGGUGUACAUGUUGCCAAAACGAUUGCUGUUUUAACAAUCAGUUUCUUGUUCUGUUGGGUACCAUUUUUCAUUGUGUUAAACAUCAGUGUGUUUUCUGAAUACACUCUCUCGUACGGAAUAUAUGUAGUUGCCAAUUGGUUAGGGUAUUUGAAUUCAACAAUUAAUCCGUUUUUAUACAUUCUCCUCGAGAGAAAGUCUUGCAUUGGAAGACAUUGAAUCAUGUGGUAAAUCACGUGAUGUUAGUCUGAAUCACGUGUUUCACGCGUUUGUGUUCGGACAAUUGUAUUUCCAAGGAUCGCUGUACUCGGUUUAACUGACAUGCAUCCAAUAUAACUGCCAAAGGAGCCGUACAAGAUGAUUGAUUUGUGAAACAAAGAAUCGUUUUAUUUCAUUGAAAAUU